This is a messenger RNA of Pezoporus occidentalis (night parrot), 3849 nucleotides long. RefSeq names its product pellino E3 ubiquitin protein ligase 1 (gene PELI1). Gene Ontology annotation, molecular function: ubiquitin protein ligase activity; protein binding. Lineage: Eukaryota; Metazoa; Chordata; Aves; Psittaciformes; Psittacidae. The transcript has 10 exons. Gene Ontology annotation, biological process: protein K48-linked ubiquitination; regulation of Toll signaling pathway. The coding region runs from base 554 to 1939 and encodes 461 amino acids. The record is from RefSeq and is a predicted model, not a curated record.
GCCCCGCCCCCGCCGGUGGGGUGCGCGAGCGCGCAGCGGCUGCCGGCCCAGAGGGCGGUUGGCGCGGUGAGGCGAGGCGGCGAGGAGGCGCGGAGCCGGCGGUGAUCGGGUGUUCUCUUCAGCCGCUUCCCUGCAGCUGCAGCCGCUGCUUCCCCGUCUGUCGCUCCCCACACCGGCCCGCCGGAGCCCGUAGGGGCUGCGGGGAGCGCUGCCGAGGUUCUUUGCCUUUCCUCUCGCCCGACCGGAGCUAUCGUCGUUCGCGCGGCCGUGAGGAGACGGUGGACGGAGGCUGAGGCUGCCCUUUUCCUUUCCCCCUUACUCUGGGCCUCCCCGGGGGAUUUGCUGCUGCUGGCGUGGAGUGCCUCUUUCUCCGGCUUCCUUCCUACCGAGGUUCGCCCGAAUUUGAUGUUUUUUCAGUCCGGAGGAAUCCAGAUAGCUGGUAGUGUUGAAAAAUGUUGUCCUGUCUGCACUAGCAGCUAACUGAUCUGAACCCAUUGUUGACAGCCACCAUCAUCAACAGGUCAUUUUCCCUCUGCAAGUGUGGCUUUUGAUUAUGUAUCGUAAAUCCAAGUGGAAGUGCGGUUACAAUCUCGCGGUUCUUGGACACGGAAAUAAUGAACAAAGUGUGCCACAACUCUUGAUCAGAGACCUGAAAUUUGAGAAGAAGUCAUUAGCUAAGCUCAUGUUUUCUCCUGAUCAAGAAAAUCAUCCAUCAAAAGCACCAGUGAAAUAUGGUGAAUUGAUCGUAUUAGGGUACAAUGGGUCUCUCCCAAAUGGAGAUAGAGGAAGAAGAAAAAGUAGGUUUGCUUUGUUUAAAAGGCCCAAGGCAAAUGGGGUGAAACCUAGCACUGUGCAUAUUGCCUGCACCCCUCAAGCAGCAAAGGCAAUAAGUAAUAAGGACCAACACAGCAUAUCUUACACUUUGUCUCGGGCCCAGACAGUAGUAGUUGAAUAUACACAUGACAGCAACACAGAUAUGUUCCAGAUUGGUCGCUCAACGGAAAGCCCUAUAGACUUUGUAGUGACAGAUACGGUUCCUGGGAGUCAGAGUAACUCAGAUACGCAGUCUGUGCAGAGCACUAUAUCAAGGUUUGCCUGCAGAAUCAUCUGUGAACGUAACCCUCCUUUUACAGCAAGGAUAUAUGCUGCAGGAUUUGACUCCUCAAAAAACAUCUUUCUUGGGGAGAAAGCUGCGAAGUGGAAGACAUCAGAUGGGCAAAUGGAUGGACUAACCACAAAUGGAGUUCUUGUUAUGCAUCCUCGUAAUGGAUUUACAGAAGACUCCAAGCCAGGGGUAUGGAGAGAGAUAUCUGUGUGUGGGAAUGUGUUCAGCCUCCGUGAAACCAGAUCAGCUCAGCAGAGGGGAAAAAUGGUUGAGAAUGAAACGAACCAGCUCCAGGAUGGCUCUCUGAUUGACCUGUGUGGAGCAACACUGCUGUGGCGCACUGCAGAAGGGCUUUCACGCACUCCUACUGUCAAGCACCUGGAGGCCCUAAGACAGGAAAUAAAUGCAGCCAGGCCCCAGUGUCCUGUGGGGUUUAACACCUUGGCUUUUCCCAGCAUGAAGAGAAAAGAUGUAGUAGAUGAAAAGCAGCCGUGGGUGUACCUGAACUGUGGCCACGUCCACGGCUAUCACAACUGGGGAAACAAAGAGGAGAGAGAUGGCAAGGAUCGUGAGUGCCCCAUGUGCCGCUCAGUGGGCCCCUACGUGCCUCUGUGGCUUGGAUGUGAGGCGGGUUUUUAUGUGGAUGCAGGACCUCCAACUCAUGCGUUCAGCCCGUGUGGACACGUGUGCUCAGAAAAGACAACUGCAUAUUGGUCCCAAAUUCCUCUUCCUCACGGUACUCACACUUUUCACGCAGCCUGUCCAUUCUGUGCACAUCAGCUGGCUGGUGAGCAAGGCUACAUCAGACUCAUUUUCCAAGGACCUCUUGACUAACACACGUGUUUCCAAGGACUGCAGUAAACUUGAUAAGCUAAGAGAUCCCGAUUUUUAAACCAACUGUUUUUCAUAUUCUCUGGGCUUUGCUGGUUUGCAUUAAGAUGAAGAAUUUGGGGUUGUUUUGUUUUGUUUUUUUUUUGUUACAGUGGCUAAAUCCCUCUCUAUUGAGAAAAGUCUGGAAAUGGAAGAAAUGGGGGGGGGGAGAAGAAGAGGGAAAUCUUCUUUUUUGAGUUAAUAACUACUUCUGAAGAGGUCAAAGGAGUGUUGUAGAGUGAACUUCAAUGCCUUCCGUUUAAUGAUUUUGAAUCACAUGCCCACAGUAUUUGAAAGUUGUUUCAUUCUUUUUGUAUAUGGAGGGUAAAUAGUUCAAAGAACAUUAGUUUACAGCUUGGAUGCAAACGUUGUAAAAUAUAACGUGUAUAUUAACUCUUUUCUAUUUAUCUUUAUUACUGCAAAUACGUAGAAUGUUUAGAGAGUAGCAUGGCCAUAGUGUGUUACAUCCGGCAAUUGGAUGUGUAGUGUAGAUCUGGAUGGAGAAGAACAUGAGAUGGAAAUGGUAGAAAAAUCUUUUAAUCUAAAAUACUGAGUUCUUAGAGUAGUUAAAAUGCUUUUUAAACAAAGCUAAUGCAAAUGAUGAUGGCAAAAAGGUGUGCUUUAACCACGUUGAAAGGUAGUUAAGGAGGACUUCUUGAAAUGUCUUUUUGGUAGGUAGGGCUGUACUUAAGAUCUGGUUAGGAGGAGAAGUAUUUAUCAGACUCUUUGAAUAUGCAACUUAGUCUAGAUUAAGGAUUUUUUUUCUCCCUUCAUGCUAACACAUCUCUUUAUUUAGCAUUAGUGACGUUCGUGAGGGGUUUUCCAAUGUUAAACGUGAACAAACCUGAAAGAUGAAGCUCAUUUUGUUCCUUGCUGUUUGGGGCAGGGGGUGAAGGGAGAGGUGGAUGCACAUGUGCAUGCGUAGGGGGAUCAGGGAGCAAUUUGUCAAUCAGCCACAGUCCUAGCUUGUGACAGGCUUGUCAGUUGGAUACGGGAGCCACGGGCUUCAUGUGCUUGCCUUUACCUUGUUGUGAGGUGCAAAUACUCAUCUCGGCCACACAUGGAACAAAGUUGAAGCCUGGUACCCAAGGGAUGCGUGCCUGCAUCCUUGCGCAUCUUGUCUCAGUUGGCAGUCUGUUAGGGGAGAGCUUGAGCUGGGACUGGACUGGACUCACAGACCUCAGUGUGUGAUGCUUUGGUAAGGUCCACUCACACUGCAGUGGGCUCUAGUAUCUCUCUGCUCUCCCUACCCAUCCUUUCCCUCUUUAUCCACCAGAGACGGCCAGUGCACUACAUCCAGCUUUGCUGCUAACCGACCGUGCUUCAUGGCAAAUACACAACCUGACCUUUCUAGGAUUGAGUUGAGCUUUUUUUAUGGCCAGCUUCACACUUUGUUCUUUUCUCAACAUACGUACUGUAUAAUUGGAAGUAGCAAAUUUCUGUACUUUAUAACGUAGCUUUAAGUUUUCCUUUCGAAGCUGUUCUAAAGUUUUCUUGGUUUAAAGAGAGACCUAUGUUGCUUAGAUGUCAGGAAUUAUUUACUUUGACUGUCAAUUGUUUCUCCAUUUCUAAAAGGAAAUUAUAUAUAUUGUUUGGUUCACUCAGGAAAUGCAUGUGUCAGGAAACCUGUAUUAUAAGUUCAGUUAGCUGUCAUGUACAAGUAACUGCUGUUACUCCCUGUCCACAGAAAUAUAACUGAUUUUGACAUUUUUCCAGAUUAUAUGCAUUAAGUAAUGAAACUUAUGCAGCAAGAAAUCCCUGUAUUGUAGUUGUUCUAAUCAUUUUAUUCAAACUAUAGUAUACUGUAGUUUAAUUUUUAUUUGCAAAUUAAUUUAUUCAAACUACGUGAGUAAACACUUUUCAAAAACAGAAAA